CGCAAGCAAACCGGAAGUCAGCGAGAAAGCUAACGAGACGGUUGCUGGGGGGCCCGCCCGGUUUCCGAGCCUGCGGAGGUAAGGUGAAGAGUUGGAACUAGGCCCCGUCAACGGCGUGUCUCCCCCCACACCGUAUCUUGCUUCCUUCACUUCAGCGGCGAGUUCCUUACCUGACUUGGUCACGGUGUCGGUCUGAGAGAGGACGGGGCAAAAUUGAGUCUGCAAAGAUAUGCAUUUCCAUGGGUGCUACUUUUGCUGCAAACUCCUGAAAGUAGGCUCUCCUUGUCUGGAACAGGCCUGAAAGGACCAUGGCUCACAGCCAAGCGCGGAAAAGAUCCCGAAGUCGGAGCAGGAGUGACUCUCGGAGUAGGCGAGACAUAGAGAAGGAGGAGGAGAGGAGAAGGAGGAAGAGCAGCGGAGACUCCCGGAGCAGGAAGAGCCCGUCUCCCAGCAGGAAACAGGAAGCUGAGUCUCAAAGGCUCCGGCUGUGCUCAGCCUCCACAAAAGAUGCAAAAAAGAAGAAAAAGGACAAGAAGAAGAGAAAAGCCAGCACCACCACCACGUCGUCGUCGUCUUCCUCUUCGAGCACCUCCUCGCCUUCUGGAUCUUCCUCUUCAGAAGAUUCCAGCGAAGGCGAAUCCAAACUCAAAAGGAGGAAGCAAAGCAAGAAGAAGCUGACCAAAGAGAAAGAGAAGAAGCGGAAGAAGAAGAGGAAGAAGGCGGCCAAGAAGAAAGCAAAGAAGAAAGUGAAGGAGAGAGAGAAAGAGGGGAAGGCCAAGGGGGAGGAAAUGCCCGGCCCUUCCCUGGACCAGUGGCAGAAAGAGGCCCUGGUGGACCCUGGGCCAGCCCUGACGGAUGAGCAGAAAUCCCGCAUCCAGGCCAUGAAGCCCAUGACGAAAGAAGAAUGGGAUGCACGACAGAGUGUGAUCAGGAGGGUCGUCGACCCGGAAACUGGACGGACGAGACUUAUUAAGGGCGAUGGUGAGGUCCUAGAGGAGAUUGUCACUAAGGAGCGACAUAAGGACAUUAACAAGCAAGCCACCCGGGGAGAUGGCCUUGCCUUCCAGAUGAGGACGGGGAUGCUGCAGUAACAAGGCCGGAGCCUUUGACAUGCCAAAGAUGUGGUUUUCGUACCCGAACACCGAGGCUUUGCCCAAGAGGCCUGUGCUUCCCCUGUUCCUGUGAAAUAUGCAUGCCAGUGAGAGACCUUUUCAGAGGGCAUCUACCGAGAAGACUGCUAGGGCAGGAUCCUCUUCACCUGCAGCCGCUUCCGACCUGCUGCAUGCAUGUGUUACCCGGUGUUGCUAAGUCCUCGUGGUUUUUAAGGGGGCUCCCGUUGCCCUGCUUAGAGGUCCCCCGCGAAUCUCUCUGACCACUACCCACAGCUUUCAGUCCUGCUCUUAACAGAAAAACGAGCACGGAAGGGGGAAAACUGGUCUGCAUGCUUGGGCCAGGUGGGCAUAGCUUGUGCAAUGACAGACCAGGUUCCUCAGGGCUGUGCAGAAAUGUUGGUGGCUGUAGGCACUGAACCGGCAGCUCCACUGAAAGCUGCUCCUUUUGAUGUUCCUGGCUUUGAGUAGCUCUGGGCGGAAUCCGGCUUGAGGAAUGGUGCCUGCCUAAUGCAGUGCAUCUCGGCCUAAACGGGUGCCUCUCCAGAGCAGCCCCUGCAGAGCUGUGGAUGGCUCCAUCCUGGUGGGUGGGCUCAGGAAUCGUCAUGUGGCGGGGAGAUGUGUGUGCCUCUGUAGAAGUAUCCCGUAGCGGCGGCAGCUGUAAGCACCACCUCCCCCUUAACCCCCGCACCAAAAGAGAGAGAGAGAGAGCCUGGAGUGUUUCACACUCACGUGAUGGUGGUAGUAAGAGUUCUAGCCUCGAAGCAGACGGCAGGAACGAAACCUCACUCAGGUCCAAACCUUGCUGUGCUCUGCCUUGGACAGAUCAUGCAGAAGCAGGCUUGGAACCUGCCCCCUGUGUGGCAUGUCUAGUCACGCUUCCACAGCCUUUUAGCUUUUCUGCUCUUCAGCCCUCUGCCCUGGUCACCACGGCUGGAGGCAGUUCUUCACCCGGCUGUGUAGCACCCACAGGGAGCCUGGCCUUGUUCUUCAGGCCAAGCGAGCUUCCAGUUGGGAGCUGAGCCUCCGGCAUUUCAGGAUGCAUCUUGACACUUGACCUAGCUUGAUUAGGCACUGCAAGGAGCAGGCACCCACAGUGUUCAGAGGAAGUCCAACCUCUUGAGAGACGUAAGGGCUCUCUCUUUGGGUCCCCCCCCCAUGCACUUGUAUGCUGAUCAUGCCCUUGGCUUUAUGCAGUGGGCAUGGACGAUUUGUUGCAGGGGAGGGUUUUCCGUCAACCUUGGCCAACACCCACCUCCCCCUGUUCCCAGCCUCCGUUUGGGCAGAGCUCACUCACCUGGCUGCUUGUCUCUAUGCCAAAGGAAAUACCGAGUUGUCCUCAUCAGGAGGCACUUGGACGGAAGGGGUUGCUCACAAGCCAUUACCGUCUGGGGAAUUAAGCAAAUGUCAGGCAUGCUUGUGUGCUUUUCCAACAGUUAAACACUAUUGAGAGACUAGUUUCGAUUGUCGCCUGUUUGAUUUUAUUCAGCUGUCGCUGAACAGUAGUUCAUGCUAGAAUCAUCCCCAGGGAGAUUCAGGGUGGGGAAGUGUUGCAGAAUAUUAAUAUUCACAUUUGCACACAUUUGAGUGGCACAGAUUUGAACAAGAGUUUUGAGCACGUGCUUUACUCUCUCCUCUUCAAGCCAACAGAACUGGAAAAUGCACCAAUGUUGGCUGUAUCUUGCCCUUGAAAGUAUAGGAUUUGUUUUCAGAACCGCAACUCUUCUAUUCAGGCAAGUCCCACUUGGUACAAUCCAAAAUAAACUGCUUCCAGUCAACUCAACAGCUGAUACGUGAUUUGCCCCUAAACACACACCACUUGUCACCUAUUUCAAGGGCUCGUCUUUUAAGUAGGGAAGGGGAGUUACCUAGAACAGGUCCAUCGUCUGGCCAGCUGGAGGCCAGUGCCUGAAAAAAGGCACACUGCUGACAUCCUGUGGCAAGCUGAACAUUGCACUGUGAACGCUUGCAAAGAAGGGCAUCCUGUUGAACCAGGAAGGAUCCUUCAACCCCACUCUUACUUCAUUUCUGUGGGAAACCAAAUGCAGGGUGAGAUGGACCUUUGGCCUGAUCCAGCUGGGAAAUUACUUCGCUUCUGAAAAUAAAUCCCUUCCACUCGCUAACGCCACCAACGCCGCCUCCUAAGAGCCCUGCCAAGAAGAUUACAAUGACACCGCAAAGAGCCUUCCCAUUUCUUUUAAUGGAUGUCAACGUACAAGUGAUAACUGUAUACAAAGCACACCCAGGCUGCAGGACGAGGCGGCAGUCACAGCAAGGAGAAGGGAGUUGUACGGUCAGGAUGGUUGUCACAGACAAGAACAAGGAGACCAACGGUUCAUGCACACACAAAACGCAGUAAUGGAAAGAUGGAUCAACGGGCCGAGCUAGAUUCUAGGCUUCUCAGCUGUGCCUUCCAGGUUGAAUUGCCUUGAAUAAAUCUAUCUCCUCCCACCCACCCACUCAUACUCCCCCCCCCGCCCCCAAUUCAACUGAACAGACAUUGCUGAAUACAAAAUUAACAGUCAGGGAGAAAGACGGCCUGGGGGCUCAAAGACGAGAGGCGAGGAAACUGUAAGGCUUAUGGAACUAACAGGAUAACUGCAGCAGCGGCGAAUAUACCUGAACAAGGAGGACGACUCUGGUUAAGUAAGUGCAGGAUCAAACUGUCAGGAGGAACAGCAAUUUCACUGGCAACGCAUUUGGUGGCUGGCUUUUCUUGAAUUAAAUAGAGGACACAGUAAACAUUCUUCAAAAUUUUUAAAACAACCACCACCAAGAAGCUUUCAUCAAAAUAUGCUAACAAUCUGGCCCACCUUAAAGUAUCAGAAAACUAUCUUGGUUUUGGAAAGAAUUUAUAAACCCAAGUGGGCUCCUUUUUCUACCAAAAUAUCAGUUCAGUAAUGUGGGAAGACACAGUGCUACAAAUGUGGUAUAGAAAUCAUGCCUCAACUUAAAUUCUUCUUCUGAGUACAAACAGGUUUGGCAACAUUUGGGGCAUUUUGAGAAUGCUGCAGUGAUGGAUGGCAAUUUUUCAGGAGACACCCAACUAGAUUCUGAACUGAGCCACACUCUCACCUUAGCUUUGGAGAGCCUUUAACUUUUGGUAGCUGAAGUCUCUCUCCGUGUCACUCCAGCCAUGAGGAUACUAACUGUAACCUCUUGGCUAAGAGACAGACGCUCAGGAAGUCACUGUGUGCAUACACGGGAAGGGACACAAAACAAGCUGGUGUCUUUAGAAAUCCUUAACUAAGCUGAAACAGUUCAGCCCCACGCCUCCCUGCAGAGCUUUCACCCAAACACAAGCGGGUGUGUUAGCACACAAGAUCUGCAAGCCUUCUCUGUGCUAAACAUGCACAUAUAUACUCCCUAAAAUCCCAAUUCUGGGUCAGAGUGACUCAAAAUGGUGCAAUCUGAAUAUGUGUUGCAACUGACACAGCCGCAUAUAUUAUGUGAAAUAUCAUGGACAGUAGGGGGGG
Molecule: messenger RNA, 4585 nt
Organism: Hemicordylus capensis (graceful crag lizard)
Lineage: Eukaryota; Metazoa; Chordata; Lepidosauria; Squamata; Cordylidae
Gene: ARL6IP4
Product: ADP ribosylation factor like GTPase 6 interacting protein 4
Exons: 6
Coding region: 309-1091 (260 amino acids)
Source: RefSeq, a predicted model, not a curated record